Messenger RNA from Rattus norvegicus (Norway rat), 2053 nucleotides. It is a transcript of the gene Rad51ap1, whose product is annotated as RAD51 associated protein 1. Lineage: Eukaryota; Metazoa; Chordata; Mammalia; Rodentia; Muridae. The record is from RefSeq and is a predicted model, not a curated record.
GCGCGCAGGCGCUCUUUCCUCAGUACGCAGGCGCCGCCUUAGGCAGGAGAGCGAUGAUUGGUGGGCUGGCGUACCGGGGCGUGGAGCCCGACGUCUGGUUUUGGGCGGGAAUUGAAACCGCCACAGCUGCUCUCCAGCUCCAGGUCGCUGCUGUCCUAGGAAGGGCACCAUGGUGCGCCCUACCAGAAAUAAAAAACCAGUCAAUUAUUCACAGUUUGAGGAUUCUGGCAAUGACUCUGAUGAUGAUUUUAUUUCUGCAUCUAUACCUGUAAACAAGUCAAAAACCGUGCCAAAAGUGUUAAAGCAAGACAAGCCAAAACCUAACUUGAAGAAUCUCCAAAAAGAAGAGGUCUUACCAACAGAACCCCCUAAAAAAAGGAUGGCUUUAGAUGACAAGGUCUUCCAGAGAGGCCUAGAAGUUGCCCUGGCCUUAUCUGUGAAGGAACUUCCAACACUCACCAACCAAGUGAAGAAGCCCGAAGAGAGAAGCACUGACACAACCGGCAAAAGGAAAACGGAAAAGACAGAUAAACCUCCUCGAGUCUCUAACUGCAGUGUAGCCAGUGAUGAUGUAGAUUUGAACAAGAUCACAGAGGAGGGGGACGUCAGAGAUGUUGAAGGAGAGAGGAGAACAACAUCUAAAGCCAGGGCUCAGCAGAGGAGGAAGCUCUCAGAAGGCAGCAGUGGCAGCAGUGCUGACGGCACUGAGCCGGACAGUGCGACUGGUGAAGAUUCAGAAAGUGAUCCUGAUUUUGAUGAGAGUGAGGAAAGCGAUGAAGACUUUGGUGUGAGAAGAGGUAAAGAAACAAAGAAGAAACCAGUGCAGAAGAAACCCAAAGCAGAAAAGAAGGAAAGGAAAUCAAAACCCAAACGUGAGGAGGCAUCAGUGACUUCAGCAGACCCAGCUCCAGCUGCCAUCAAAUCAGGAUCUCCAGCCUUACCCCAGCCAGUUGGUCUUCCUUCCGAGGCCACUAGGAAACCAGCAAAAAUAUGCAGCCCUUCAGCAGAAAGCAAGAGGCCCAAGUGGGUCCCCCCAGCCAGAAAAGCUGAAGACUUUGAAGGCGUUGGAGUUGGGGGUUUCAGAUCAGGAUGCUCCGCCUGCCUGUGCUCUUCCUGUUUGUCAGUCCGCCUCCGGGAGCAGAAACUCUAGCAGCAGCUCAUGGGCAGGAACCCCCGCCAGGUCCCCGAGUCAGAGCCUGCGUCUGGGCCUCUCCCGAUUAGCACCAGUUAAGAGUUUGCAUCCAAGUACCACAAGCAGCCAAGUACGGUAGCAGGAAAGGACCUCUGAGACCCUUGGGACUGCAGAGCGGGUUGUCAUAUUCAGCGUCCACAUAAAAGAACCUUUAAUGGAUCACAUGAAGGAGCUCUGUGUGAUUCUGGUCUCAUCAAAACCUUCUGCCCUUCAGCAAAGAUUCUGGGGCCUCUCCUUGUGCCACUCCUGAAGAGUGAAGAGUGUGUUGUGUUUUCUUAUGUUUCAUAAGUCACCGUCACUCGGGCUUUGCGGCACAUCGGCAAUCACAUGUCCUCCAACUCUGUCUGGCAAAAGGGCAUCCUGGGUUCCUUCAGGAGGCGUUUCUGAAAUCUUUCCCAUGCUACAUUUCUGUAGCUUUGUGAGAAGCUUGCUCUUUAUCCAGGUCUUUUUUAGUGAGAGUUCUGCUUUUUGUACAUAUUAAAAUGUCGACUGUACUGCAGCAUGUGUCCCUCCGUGGGGACAGGUGGUUAGCGUGUAGCUGAUCUUAUAACACUGUAUGAACUUCUCAAUGUCAGACCCUUUAAUAAGAGUGGAAAGGUUAAAAUGCGCUCACUGAUACCAUGCGUCUCCGUGUGUCUGUUUGCUAAUGUGAGUCUUGUGUGUCAGCAUAAGCAAGGGGAAGUGGUGUCUUCACCUUAGAUAAAGCCCGAGGUGAAAGACUGUCACCCCUGUCAUCAGCUGAUGCAGUUUCUCAAGAAGCUUAGAUUUAUUGUCAAUAAAAAUAAUUAUUUUUAUGGUGAGAAUAUCACUUAUGGUGUUCCUGAUCACUUUUUAAUAAAAAAAUUAAUGGCUUACCAUAAA